UAGUUACUCACUUCGAUCAGUGGCGAGUAGACGUGUUUUUCACAGAGCAACAAAAAUCUCAAAUAUCACUAUGAAAAGAGAAAGAUCUUCCGAAAGAAAGAGCAAGAGUGUGUCUAAGAGGCGCCGUGUAGAGGCCUCUUCAGAUGACAGUCGUCAGUGGUACGAGGUGAUGCUUGCCCUGGCGGCCAAAUUAGCUCGUGAAUUGACCAGUGCCAUCAACAAGUCUGAGGAGCGUAGAGAGCUUCCUACCAUACCACAACCUACGCACCAGAUUGAGUGGCUGGCUAGAGUCAAUUUUAAGCACAGACCAGUGCGCCGUGACGUACCAGAACAGAGACGUCACAAAGUCUCCAAGAAACAGGACUUGAAUUCUUCCUUUUACGUUCAUUGAAGAAGAGAAUGAUUUUGGUUAUGUCUGCAUGGUCGCAAAUGGUUUGCUAACGUCAGACACCGAAUGACCUCCACAACCGUCUCUGUACCAUGUGGGCUGGACAUUUUAUGCUGCACACCCCUUAUGUUUUGCAUUCUGGGGCCGUUGCAUCUGUUACUGAACUUUAGUGUUAAA
Saccostrea echinata is the source of this 565-nucleotide messenger RNA. RefSeq lists its product as uncharacterized. Bases 71 to 391 code for a protein of 106 amino acids. The transcript is spliced from 5 exons. NCBI's taxonomy places the organism in Eukaryota, Metazoa, Mollusca, Bivalvia, Ostreida, Ostreidae. The record is from RefSeq and is a predicted model, not a curated record.